This is a messenger RNA of Botrytis deweyae, 375 nucleotides long. RefSeq lists its product as uncharacterized. Lineage: Eukaryota; Fungi; Ascomycota; Leotiomycetes; Helotiales; Sclerotiniaceae. The record is from RefSeq and is a predicted model, not a curated record. The coding region runs from base 1 to 375 and encodes 124 amino acids. The transcript has 2 exons.
AUGUCUCUUCUUGAUAAUAGUGGAGAUGUAACAAAACAUACUGCUGUUCAACGAAAGCAGUUGAGUCCGCAAAGACGCAUACGCCAGACAGGUUUUCUGACACCAUGUCUAUCUGCAGUAAUGUUUGCACCGAAUCUUCUGCCUCCAACUCCUUUAGACCAGAACAAAGGCAUAGUUGCGAGUUAUGUGAUUAUUCACACGGUGUGGCUGGCAGUGAAUGAUGCCGAUGACCUCUUUGGUUCCUCAAAACCUGUUUGCUGGCUUGGCACAAGAGAUGAAUGGGGCUUUGCAAUUCUCAGCCGCUUUGAACUCCAGAAAACAACAAACAAACUUUGGGCUAUCGUUUCAUUAUCUUCAUAUCAAGUUAUUGACUGA